GUCCCCCCGCUCCUCCAGUCCAAGCCCCUUGCCUUCUUUCUCAACCCACCUCUCUCUCUUUCACACACGCCUCUCCAUCUCUCUUCCUGCCUGAGGCAGCCAUUUCCGCUUCCGAUCGUGGAGGGAGGCUUGGAGUGGAAGGAGGAAAAGGAGGCAGCUGCUGGUUUUCGGUGCGGCGGAGAUGUCUGAGGUGUCGGUGAUAAACCAGGCGGAGGUGGAGGAUGCGGGUGCCGCCGGGCAGCUGGACCUGCCGCCGGGCUUCCGCUUCCACCCCACCGACGAGGAGAUCAUCUCGCACUACCUCACCCACAAGGCCCUCAACCACCGCUUCAUCUCCGGCGUCAUCGGCGAGGUCGACCUCAACAAGUGCGAGCCAUGGGACCUCCCAGGCAGGGCCAAGAUGGGGGAGAAGGAGUGGUACUUCUUCUGCCACAAGGAUCGCAAGUACCCGACGGGCACGCGGACCAACCGCGCCACCGAGACCGGCUACUGGAAGGCCACCGGCAAGGACAAGGAGAUCUUCAGGGGCCGCGGCAUCCUCGUGGGCAUGAAGAAGACGCUCGUCUUCUACCGCGGCCGCGCGCCGCGGGGAGAGAAGACCGGCUGGGUCAUGCACGAGUUUCGCCUUGAGGGCAAGCUCCCGCAGCCGCUCCCGCGCUCCGCCAAGGACGAGUGGGCCGUGUGCAAGGUGUUCAACAAGGAGCUGGCGGCGAGGACCGAGCCAAUGGCGGCGGCUGUGGCCGGCGCCGAGCUCGAGCGCGUCGGUUCGCUGGGCUUCCUCAACGAGCUCCUCGACUCCGCGGAGCUGCCGGCCCUCAUCGGCGCCGACGUGGACGAGGUGAUCGACUUCAAGGGCCCCGCGUCCACCUCCGGCCUGCACGCCGGCGCGCCGGGCACGAGCUACCUUCCGGUGAAGAUGGAGGAGCACGCGCUGCUGCAGCAGAUGCAGUACCAGCAGCAGCCGCCCCCGAUGUUCUACUCGAGCCAGUACUUCUCGCUGCCGGCGAUGAACUCCGGCGACCUCCCUCCGGCGAUCCGGAGGUACUGCAAGGCGGAGCAGCAGGUGGUGUCGUCGGGGCAGACGGCGUCGGUGGUCAGCCCGUCCCGCGAGACCGGGCUCAGCACCGACCGCAACGCGGCAGGCGGCGGCUACGCGGAGAUCUCGUCGGCGGUGACCCCGUCGUCGUCGCACCAGUUCCUGCCCGAGCUCGACGACCCGGUCCUCAACCUCGCCGACCUCUGGAAGUACUGAACGACGAUGGAUCGAUCGACCGGUGGCUGGCGCUGGCGGGCCGCCCACCCGCCUCGCGGCCUCGCCCGAUCACAUGAUUUGGUUGGUUAAUUGCUUGAUUUGAUUGAUUAUCUUGGUCUGUUCUGGGAUUGGGGUUGGUGACGGACCGCUGAUGCAUCGUCGUCACCUCCGCCAAGUCCGGCCUCAACUGACCUCGGGUCUGACUAGAUUAUUAUCCGUCCAGACCGCCAGGGGAUUAGGGCCUCCGAUCCUUGUUAAUUAAUCCCCCACCCAUCCUAGGUUCCUUGUCUUGGUCUCUGUACAUAGUACUACUACUCUGAUUGUGUCAUUAGCAGUAGCAUGAUUACUGAUAGGAUUAAUGAAAUGGGGGGUAGAUUAGGGGGGGCCUGCAUCUGCGUCAGCCGUCAGCAGUGCAGUGCAGGGGGGAUUUUAUCGAAUUGAUUAGUUAAUUUUGGGCGCUUGAUGAGCCACCAGCUAGCGCUAGCUUUAUACUACUACUAUGUACAUGUACUACCAUUAAUUGCUGCUUGAGCUCGACAUGCCAUUAUGUGAUGAAUUUGAUGCUUCAGUUAACCUCU
Molecule: messenger RNA, 1830 nt
Organism: Sorghum bicolor (sorghum)
Lineage: Eukaryota; Viridiplantae; Streptophyta; Magnoliopsida; Poales; Poaceae
Product: NAC domain-containing protein 79
Exons: 3
Coding region: 182-1252 (356 amino acids)
Biological process (GO): regulation of DNA-templated transcription
Molecular function (GO): DNA binding
Source: RefSeq, a predicted model, not a curated record